This is a messenger RNA of Bicyclus anynana (squinting bush brown), 2152 nucleotides long. RefSeq lists its product as uncharacterized. The transcript has 10 exons. Gene Ontology annotation, molecular function: metalloendopeptidase activity. Gene Ontology annotation, cellular component: extracellular matrix. Gene Ontology annotation, biological process: extracellular matrix organization. The coding region runs from base 254 to 1498 and encodes 414 amino acids. NCBI's taxonomy places the organism in Eukaryota, Metazoa, Arthropoda, Insecta, Lepidoptera, Nymphalidae. The record is from RefSeq and is a predicted model, not a curated record.
UCGACGCGAGCGUACGUUCUGUCAGUGAAGCUAACACAGCUAUUUACUGAAAUGAAAACUUGAAUCGGUUGCAAACUGAGGUGUUUAGUAAUUGUGCUUUUUGUGUGACUUUUUGUGAACGUUUGAACAUCGGAUUUCCUAUUUUGCUCUAAAAUGCAGAGCAGGAAACGACAAAAGAAACGACGAGCGAAGCAGAGCGCUGUGAAAUGACACACGAAUAUGUAACUUACAGUGUUUUGUUUUAAAGUUGAAAAUGGCAUGUCCGGCAGUCAAGUGCUCCAAUAGGGAUUUGUUUGUGGUUGUUCUGUUACUGUGCCAGACUAUAGUUUGUGACAGCCAGUGUCCGAAGUUCGCGGAGAGACCUUUGGAGACGCGCGUCCAAGAUGCUUCCAUAGUUUUUAGAGCAGUCGUUGUACAAACACAUUACCAGAUAAGGACAUUAGAUUUGGCACUCGUAUCAAUAUAUCGGGGAGGAGUAGAGCUGGCGUCAGUAAGCCAAUACUCUGGCUCGCCCUACAACACUACCGACAGACAGGUGAACCUCAAAAUCAGCCCACAGUUGCGUGGGUGCUUCAACUGGAGCAUCUACCCUCAGAGCGAGCUGGUGGUGUUCUCCAGGGUCAGUGACCCAGCGGUGGACCUGGAGACCACGCCGCCGGAUGGGCCAUGGCUGGAGGCUACUGCGGCGGCGGUGCCUUGGAGCCUCGGCGUCGAUAUCGCGAUAUGGAACGCCGUUGGUUGGGCUGGAUGGGGGGAGUGGGGGGUAUGCAGCACCACCUGCGGCGGGGGGAGGCAGACGAGACGGAGGUACUGCUCCAGAGCCUCGUGCGAGGGGUACGGGGAACAGGCCCGCUCUUGUAACUCCUUCGACUGCGAAGGAACAAUAAAUCCGCUCGCCCCAGGCGCGAGGCGCAACUUCCACCCCGCCCAGGCACGCUGGGGCCCGGUGCCUGACAGGCCUCACGCUUUCAGCCUGAGGCCCAACUCAUACAUAUGGAUCGCAUCCUCAGAACUGUUUGCCGCUGGGAAGACAUUUCCUCGGGAGUUCACGCUUUUUAUUUCUCUAAGACUAAGACCAGAGAGCGGAGGAUACGGCCAAGGGACGCUAUUCUCUCUUCGCUCCCGACGUCGGACGGGAUCCUUCCUGUCUCUAGAACUGGCUGGAAGAGGUGCAGCCAGGCUGGUGCAUGCGGGCGCUGGCUCCUCGAGAUCAAUCUACCUAGCUGUGCCGUUGUACGACUUUAGGUGGCAUCAUAUUGCUAUUAGCGUCCAUGACGACAAUACGGUGCGCGUCUACGUGGACUGCCGCUGGCUGCGGACGGACGUUCUCGAGAAGGACGCAUUGGACACACCCCGGGACGCUGACCUUAUUAUUGGCUAUCUCUUUUCAGGAGAUCUGGAACAGAUGGUCUUGGUACCAAAGGCUGGCCAGGCUCACAAGCAGUGCUCAAGUCUAGCGACGGGGAUCACACCCUUUGUCACUCCUCGGGACACGUAAGAAAGGAAGGCUUGGGGCGAUAUUAACGGUGUGUAAGUCUAAGAAACAAUAAAAUCCUUGGAUAUUAAUACAUGUUCGUGAUUAAUUGAUUCGUGAUUCCUAUGAACUAACUAUUACUUCCAACAGCCUAGCUCGAGACUAUAGUCUGGCAAGUUCCUUGACACUCCUAUGAUAUGCGGGCGACGGGGGGAAAGACUGCGCGGGUGUGUAUAUUUGCGUGCGGGGAAGUGAGGUGCAUCAGUCGUGGGUUUUUUCAUUCAUCGCUAUACGCCCCCCAGCCCGCGCGGACUAUCAGGAAUGUUACGAACGAAGUUGCCAAGCUAUAAUCACAUUAAUUUUAAUUUUCAAACGCAAAAUGAUAUAGUAAAAUAAAUAGAAGUAAUAAAUGAAAUUCAGUUUUAGCUUUUAUUUAUAUUAAAACUUCACUUUUCGAAAUACAUCAUUAUUAAAAUAGUUUCAAAAUGAACGCGAUAAUAUUUUAAGAACAAGUUAUCUGUCUAAUAGAACAAAGUCUAUUAGAACAUUUUUAUUAUACAGUAACUUGGUUACUUAAUUAACCAUAAAGGUUAAUUUAAUAUAUCAAUGGUUAAAACAAUAAUCUAUAUUUAUAAUGUGAAACUAUUCUUAGUCACUAUUGUACGUAUUUUCUUUCAA